AUGGCCUUGCGACAAUCAUUAUCACGAUGGGCCGCUUGGAUGGUCCUGCUGUGCCUGGGUGUCGCCCACGCCCACACCGUGAUCACCUACCCCGGCUACAGAGGGAAUAACCUACUUACCAACGGCUCCAUCGCAGCAGCGGAUGGGCUAGGUGUCGCCUACGACUCGAAGAACGGAUCACUCGUUUACCCCUACGGCAUGGAGUGGAUUUACCCAUGCGGUGGCAUGCCGACAUCGACGAACCGCACCUACUGGCCCGUCGGCGGUGGUGCCCUCUCUAUGCAGCCCGGCUGGUUCCCGGGCCACGAGACAGCCCUGAUCUACGUCAACCUCGGAUUCGGUGAGGUUCCCGAGAAUAUGAGCCACCCAGUGGUGUCGCCCUUCCAGAUCACCGGUCCCUCGAACAACCCAUACCCAGGAACCUUCUGCCUGCCCCAGGUGCCUCUCCCCGCCAACAUUAGCGUCAGUCCCGGAGACCUGGCCACUAUCCAGGUCGUGGAGAUCGCAAAGCACGGCGCGGCGUUGUACAACUGCGUCGACAUUAUUUUCGCUGCGAACGGAGACUCCAAGAUCGCCGAGGUCAACACCGACAACUGCUUUAACUCCAGCGACAUCAGUUUCCAGUACAUGUACACAACAUCAGGCAUCGGGUCCGGCGCAGCCAUGCUAAAGGCCCCCCAGCACACGUUGCUUGUGGUAGUACCACUCUUGCUGGCGGCUGCCUUUAUGUAG
Messenger RNA from Penicillium canariense, 732 nucleotides. Its product is annotated as copper acquisition factor BIM1-like domain-containing protein. The record is from RefSeq and is a predicted model, not a curated record. The transcript has 3 exons. Lineage: Eukaryota; Fungi; Ascomycota; Eurotiomycetes; Eurotiales; Aspergillaceae. Bases 1 to 732 code for a protein of 243 amino acids.